AUGAUCAUCAACGCGGACAAAACGGUGGUAGGGCUUCAACCGCUACCCGAAGCUGAAUUCAGUGUUUCUCGAAUCCACGUCAAUGGCACCCAUUUGAAGACCGUGGACAACUUCGCCUACAUAUGCACCACACUCUCAGGCUGCAUCGAAAUUAUCGACGGAGUGGCUCAUCGGAUCUCGAAAUCCAGGCAAGCCUUCGGACGAUCGCAGUGCUCUGUAUGGAGUGAAUAUCGUCGCUACCUCAACGGCGAACUGGUGAUGUACAAAACUGUCAUGUUGAUGAGGUUGUUGCAUGUUGCGGAGACCUGCGCAAUCUAUGAAAAACAAGCAUGGGGACCCGAUCACUCCCACCUCAGUUGUCUUCAGGCACUCCUUAAGAUAAGGUAACACCACAGGAUCCCCGACACGUUAUGCGAGGCAAAUUUAACCACAAAGGAAUGGCCACCUCGUCAGACAUCUCCAAAUUCAAUGCAUCGACAGAUCGACAACUCCAGUUGUUGCCUUCCGGGAAUUGCAAAGUCCUCUGAAUGAGUGGACCCGACGCAAACUGCCGCCACUGACGCAAUACUGAUCAUAUAUUUCAGUAUAUUUAAGUUCGAUAGGCAGUGCCUUUGAUGACCCUGUUGACAAUAAUACUUACAAAACGCAAAUUUAUAUAAACAUGGUACUAAACUGUUGUCAGUGACAAACACAUUUUACUGAAUAUAGUCUCCCAAAAUGCGGGACGGUAACCCGGGCACCUUCAGUUGUAAAUUGUAAUGCCAAAUAUAAAAUAACAAUCAUCCGCAUUAACGACAGGUGUAGGCAAAACGUCGGUUUGUUAUAACAGGACAUUUCUGUCCAGCUAAGCGGUAUUUGUUAAGCAAAUGUGUAUCCAGACUUUGUUUAAAUGUAUCCUUUGUGUCCGCGACAAUCACUUCCUCGGGAAGUCAGUUCCAGGCAUCGACGACUCGCUGAGAAAUGGAGUGCCCGCGUCAAGUCAGGUGGGAUCAAACUCCUCGAAGAGUGAGGGAGUCCCUACUCAGGUUUGCUGUUGCAGCCAAGGCGAAAAAAUCAUUGAAGUUUAGGACACACUCCUGAUUUCUCACAAUCCGGUAGUUCUGUAUGAAACUUCCUCGAAUCUCCCUUUUCUCAAGAAGAAAUAGGUUAAGCUCAUCAAGCUUGCAGCUGUAAUGUAAAGUAUUGAAACCUUUUGCAAUUUCGCCCCUCCCCCUCUAAACCCUUUCCAGAAACUUAUAGCCUUUUUUCAGCCAGGGGCGCCACGCUUAGACUCCAUAUUCCAGUUGUGAACGAAUAAAGGCUCCGCACACUUUUCGAAAUAGUUCUUUGUUUAUAUCUAUGGAAGUUCUUUUAAUGGCAAAUUGAACACCAGUUUCUCUUUUGGCCGCCCUAACGCAUUGAUUGGAGGGCUUCAGAGACACCAAAUGUUUAUCACAAGGCCUUUUUGUUCGGUUACAUUUGAAACUCACCUUCUGUCAAGGAUAUAUUGGUGACCUUCUCCACUUGCUUUCCCCUUCUUCGUUUUGAGUCGUUUUGCGAUACACUUCUCAAGGAUAUACUUCAGUAGCCAUUUAUCGGGCCAUUGGCAUAAACGGUUAAGUCCAUCCUCUAGAGUCCAUUCAUCAUUCUCGCGGUUCAUCGUUCGUCAUACUUUGGUGUCAUCAGCAAACAUGACCCUUUAGCAGUCCAGUCAAUUCUUACAUCAAUGACAAAUUAAAAACAGUAGUGGUCCGAGCACAGAACCCUGGGGUACUACACUCAUAACUGGCACUGACAUCGAUUGUGCACUGGCAAUUCACGCAGACUGCGAUCGGCAGGUCUAUAAGUUUUCGAAUCUGUUUAGGGGGUUCCCCUUACCCCAGACUCCCGGACCGGCAGUGUGGAAUACUAUCAAAGGCUUUCUUGAGAUCCAUAUAAACAACACCGAUAUAUUUACCUUCAGCUGACGGGCGAGAUCACUGCUUCAUUGAAUAGAGCCUAUUGGUUAGACAGGAGUGGUUUCUUUGAAAGCCAUGUAGGGAACUACCAACGAAGUCCUUUUUUGAGGAACUUUAAAAUAUAUUUUUUGACUAGUCUGCCCAUAAAUUUACAGAAAAUGUAUUUUAGGCUCACCGGCCGAUAACUGUCGGCAUCUGUUCUAGAUCUAACCUUGUGGAUUGGAUAUAUAUUCGCCAUCCUCCAAUCAGAGUAGAGAAUGCCUCCGUCAAAGGGCGACUAGAAAAUCUGCGAGAGCAGUCUGGAGAGUUCGUAUGCAAGCUCAUUCAAAACUUUUUACUGCUUUUUUUCUUGUGUUCAAAAGAGAUUGACAUUGCCAAAGAGGUACUCUAAUAAACCCAUACUAUUCCAUUUAUUCCCGGAGACUUGUGUUCAUUAGGCACAAUAAAUUCCUUCUUUUCUACUACUACUACUACUACUACUACUACUACUACUACUACUACUACUACUACUACUACUACUACUACUACUACUUCGUCUGUGCAAUCAAUGCUUCCCAUUGUUGCAAAGUUUGUUCCAGUAGGCAUUUCAGCCUGGUCAAAAUCCGUUUUAUCGGUGAAAACAGAUGCGAAAGACUGGCUUACGUGUUUAGCCUUAGCAUAAUUUUCGAUAAUGUCCUCAUUGUUUUCUCCUUUUAAUACUAAGGCAGUCUCUUUCUUAUUCAACCUGCUGUUAGAAUAACUGAAGAAUACAUUUGGUUUAUCAAGUGCCUGUUUCGUAAUUCGCGUUUUAUACUCAUUUUGGGGCUUUCGGGUGUUUGACCUUACCUCGUUUUUUUGACGAAAUUGCUCACAAUGUAGAGUUUGUUUUAUUGUGACAUGCCGUCUCCAAAGUUUGUUCUUCUGGGUUACCUUUUCGUUUAUAUCUCUCGUUAACCAGACAGAAUGAUUUGUCUUUUGGGCUAUCUUUGUUGGACUGUUCCGAUGCGUAACGGGACUUAAAACACCAUUUACAUUGUCCUAAUCAACAUCUGGAUGUCCGGCAUGAACGCCAUGCCAGUCCAUUAUCGAUAAUUAUUUUCUCAUAACAUCAAAAUUUCCUCGUCAGAAAUUCAGCCGAGGCGCAGUCGUCUCCAUCUGUUAACUGGAUAAGCGGUAUUCCAAAAACAGCAUGACACGGUCACUCCUACCAGGCGGUGCUAUGAACCUAAGUUCAGCAGCACUAGUUGGGUCUUUUGUAGGGCCGCGGUGCAGAAGCUUGCCCAUUGAGCCUCUUUGAUUCUAGUCGGAAAGGGGGCGUUCUGAAUGAGAAACAAAGUAAUUGCCAGUUUUAAGAGUCUGGAAUCAAAGGAAUUAUGAGCACCGUUUACUAAUAAAUUGUUCCUGUCAACCAUCGGUGCGUUGAAGUCUCCGGCUAUCAACGCGUCUUGGUUUUAGGCCACCUCUUUAACUAACCCAAAAAUCGCCCCAUCAACCUCUGGAGGUUGAUCUAGAGGCCUGUAUACGUUCAAGAAACUCAGAUCAGGUGCACCGCGCAUCUUAAAUCUUAACCAAAUUGCCUCACAGUCACGGGAGAUAUUACUUCUCUGUUCUGACGCAAUGAUCCCUCGUUUGACGCAGAUGGCUAGCCCUCCUUCUUUUUAUGUAGCCUAUCUGAGCGAAAAGGUGGUAUUCGUUGAGAACAAUUUCGGCAUUCAAUACUUCGGCCUGUAAUCAAGUUUCCGUGAUAGAAAUGACAUCCAGUUGCUUAUCUGAUACCCGUGCUUCUGGAAUAAACUCUAAGUAUCUGUAUGAAUAAAGUGAAGUUUUGGCCCGCUAGAUUUUUGAAAGAUUUUUGGAUCGAGGUUGUUGGAUUCUUCGUAUGGUUUAUCCAGUCCAUUGUCCCAUUUUCGGGUUUGCUGUUGUUUGAUCGAACUGGACUCAGUGUAUUGAUCGUCGUUUUCGCCGGCCGAUACGGCAGAUAGGAUCGUUCUUUUUUAUAAUCUGGUUGUCCAUUAUGCUCAGUGUUAUUGAUUAUCUCCUGAGGAAUGAGCUCCGAACAUAGACGAUUUUCCCAUCCAAUGUUCUUAAAUUCUUCCUACCAAUCGGUCGGCGAGAAGUCCUGCUGAAAAAAUUGUUGGGUCAACGGUUCGGAGUACUGGUUUCCGAUUUGGUAGUAACAACGCAUAUUCUUCAUUUUGGAGGACAAUUUUUAACGGUGUGUUUUGACAUGAUUUAUCAUUUGAACCGUUAAUUUGGCCUAUCUUAAAGGCUCUUAAGGCGGCGAUGUCGUCAUUCCCUUUAAAAAUGGAUUUGAGAUGAUGAUGUAGUUAUUCCAUCUCGUGGUUUAUUCCAUUCUUUGGGAUGUCCAAAACAGACUUCCUCAUAUCCUUUAUGAUGGUUCAUUUAUUUCAACCAAGUAGAUUGUUGCAGUGUUUAUUCAUAUGCGCAGAGUCUGCACAACACCAACUUCUGUUGUCAUCAUCAUUUGGUUCAGAGACAGUUGUAGUGGCGUAAUUACCGCAGGGUUCCUCGUCUACCGGAGCUUCUUGACAAUGUGACACUCAUUCGGCGGUCCGGUAUUCGUUUGCUUUGUGUGCAGAUUGCUCUCCCACACUGACAUUCUGGCCUGAGUUCUAUUUUCGCGACACUUUGUGACAUUUCUUUGAUUUCUGAGACCCCUUUCCCUCGUUCUUUUCGCUCACAAGAGACUAUUUCUGGGCUAUAAUUAGUUACCUGGACGAACUGUAUUCUUUCUCAGGGCUGAUACAGUUAUGGAGGCCAUGCUUGCAUAAGUACUAUUUAUUUUCUGAAAUUCUGACAUCGCGGACUCUCACGUUUCAGAUGGAUAGUGAGGAAGUUUCAGCAAUGCCCCCGUCCCAAUUUUCAGGUCUUUUAUGUCCUUUUCCAUCUCCAAGGAUCUCUAAAAAUGUUCGAAACAUGCCGCGCAGGCUUUCUCCUCACGCCUACAUUUAUUAAACCCAGCAAGCUUUUUGCCCGUUUGGCAAGAGAUGAUUUGAUAGCAGGAAAUCCAACAUUGUAGUCAUUUACACAAUGUCUAGUACUUAUUAUUUCACUCUUUUCAGGCCGUCUGCUGCACAUCAGGGGUCAGUGGUAUCGACAUUUGCAGAGUCAUCCUGGUGCUAAAGACAGAUUCCGACUCGAGGUGGACUUUUUGUACACUGUCCCAAGGGCAUUUGUUCGACUAAAAUGAUUAGCUGAAUAAACUUGAAACGUUUUUACUGGCAUGGGAAAAGUUAUUUAACCAGACCAAUGGUAUGAAGUAAAUAGCAAAUAACUCAGUCAUUCCUGAAUUUUGGGAAUCUCGCAUCGCUGAUGACAGAAAACGGUUGGAAAGAGAUUGAUUUUUAGAGUUAUGAAAAUUCCCAUAGCGAAAUUCAGAAGCCAAAGUGGCGAGCAAACGUUGCUUUCAAUAACUUCUCUUCAGGUCGGCACAGUCAUAGGGAAACGGGGUACAGUGAUUGAGAGAAUCGACAAAAGUUAGUUUUAAAAUACAGGAUAAGCAAGAGCGCAAGUGCGCAGAAAAUUGCACGGGGUUAGUCAACCUUUGACCACGGUAAGCGCGGAGCCUGAACGAGGUUCUUCUGACCGCAUAGGGUCGAUUUUCGUAACCUGAUGGCGUCCGCUUCUGCGCUUACUAACAGGCGCUGACCCAGUAGCUUAGGGUAGCUCGAUGGGAUCUUAUAAAUCACACGAACUGCUUCAGUGGGGUCCACACGAUGUCCUGAAUCCACUGCAUGCGCAAGGAUGGCGUUGUCUAUCCUCUGAGUUUUACCUUUUGCCAGCCAUGCGUGGAAGUGCUCUCGUAUUCUUUUGGAAAGGCGCCAACUCGUACGACCAUUAUAACAUGCGCCACAGGAGCAAAGGAAUGAGUAGAUGCCCAUUGAGGUUGUCUUAGUUGGUAGCCUAUCCUUGCCUUCUCAGGGUAAAAUAGGCUUAGUAGAGAAUUAUUUGCGAACCCUUGCUGCUGGGAAGGUUCUCGAGAUAGCUUGAUCAAGACUUCAUCUCAGGAGUUCACUCACAGCGUCUCCUUGGAAAGGAACUUUAAGGAACAAAGCUUUCUUUUCGGCGGUCACUGUGGUAGGUUUUGCCGGUCGUUCGGCAGUGUUCUUUACAGUGAACCUGUCAGGCUACUCGUUUUCGCGAAGCAAGUCCUGAAUGUUUCUAAGUUCCGCCUCAAUGCUAUCCGUUGAACAAAUUUUUUCGAACUCCUGAUGCCAAACACCGGACUAGAUGUCAUUUUUGUUGGAGGGUAACGAAACUGGUGAAGUUCGUAUAUUGUCCAGACCAGGUUUUCUUCCGAUAGACGCUCAUUCAGACGCUACCGUCAGGUCUCCUGUUUAGAAGAAUAUUUAAGAAAGGGAGCGAACGGGCUGUUUUAAUCUCCAACGUGAAUUUGACCGACGGAUGUGCCUGAGUUACAGCAUUUAAGAGGAUAGCUACGUCGGUCUCUGCGGUGACAACUGCAAAGAUAUCAUCAACAUAGCGACCGCAAUGUUUAGGCUUAUCGAUUUGAUCGCUUUGUUGAAAUCUUCCGGCUUGCCCAUGAAGACAUAGGCUAAGAAAGUUCAAAGAGGCGAGCCCAUAGCAACGCCGUCAAUAUGUCUAUAGAGUUGGCUGACAAAAAUGAACUGCACAUUUAAUGUGCACCUAAAUAAUAGUUCCUUGAGUGUGUUCGUCGGGUUCCUAUUUCUUGUUGAUUGGCAGAUAGAAAAUAACAGAUACAAUCCACUGUCUCGGUGACCGGGACAUUUGUAAAAAGUGAUGCAACGUCUAGUUAGAACAUCAUCAUGCCAUUAGGGUUGAGGUUUUUAAUGUCGUCAAUGAAUUGAAAGUUACGUCUAAAGCUGCGCGUUGCCAGCUAAUGUUGUAUGGGCUUGAGUUUCUCUGCUAAUCAUUUCGCUAUCGCAUUAUACGGAGGACUCCGUAUAUCUUAAAUCGAACGAACCGAUAGGCCUUCCUUAUGGAUCUUAGAAAAACCUGUAUUUUAAAACUAACUUUUAUCGAUUUUUUUUAAUCACUAAUAAUAAUAAUUUUUAUUUAAUGCCAGUUUGCAGGCAUUGUCAGGGAAGCGUUAAACACAAAUCCGGCCAGCAGUGAAAAAAACUCCUGCGAAAAAGGAAUAAAAAUAUAGCUGAUGGUGGUUUUUAUGGUUUGGAAUGUUCAGGAGAAUAAAAAACUGCUGACGGCAAACUUUCGACCGUCAAGAAAGGAGGGGUUGCACGAUAUCGGAUAAUGUCAGUCGCCACUUUCUAUCAUGAAGUUGGGGCUAGUCCAAACAGAAGCGCCGAAGAACAGCUGUCGCUGUUGGCCAAAGAAAUUUCCCUGGUGAGAUCGGCCAUAGUGGUCAGAGAUCACAAACGCCAUCGCUACGGUAGAGCCGAUCAGAGGUUUCGGCAACCAAAAUUUGUGGGAGCUUUUCUGAAUGCAAGAAUCGAGUAAUAUUUCUCUUAAAUAAAGAAUAAUUUUGCAGAUUUUUACAUUCCUGGGUAUUUAAUUCCAAAUAGUAAUUGCAUUUACAGAAAAGGAUCGACGAUAGUUAACAGUACGUGCCAGAGGAAGAAAUAAAAAGACCUCGCAGUAACUUUUACGUCGGGGUUAGACAUGAUGUCUUAAAGAGGUGAGUGGGUUAAAUGUGUGGUUAUAUAAGAGUUUAAAUAGCAAAAAUAGUCCCUUUUGCAAUCUACGGAACCAUAAAGGACCAAGGCCUGUAAGCCGGCAACGUUCUUCGUUAGACAAAUGUCGGUGUUCCGGGGUUAAAAUUCUCUUAGUAAAAAGUGUUGAACGGAUUCUAUUUUCUUCCGCUCAGUAGCACGCAUGAAGCUAAAUAAAAACGAACAGUAUUCCAGGCCAGGUCUAACGUACAUGUUGAAAAGGCGCAUUCUAAUGUCCCUAGUUUUAAAGUUUCGGAGGAUAAACCCGGUCGUUCUACGUGCUUUGGAGACUAUCAAGGCACAGUGCUCAGAGAGAUUGAGACUCUUGGAGUAUGAUACGCCCAGAUCCUUAAUAACCCCAGGCACAUUUAUGGCGUGACCAUCAAUGCUUAGCUGAGGUUGGCGGUCGUCGCCAACCACCAUGACUGAGCACUUAUGCCGAGAAAGAGAAAGGCACCAUGUGCGGCACCACUGGGCGAAAGCCUGUAGGUCGAUCUUCAGGAGUUCAAGCACGGUGUCACGAUCUGCCGGCUUAUAUCGAUAAGCAACUUUCAGAUCAUCGGCAUACAUGAAAGGCUUACCAUUCUGAAAUAAAUCGGGUACAUCAUUAACGAAAAGGCAAAAUAAAAGCGGACCGAGUACACUACCCUGAAUGACUCCACUCCUCACACGUGUGAGGCUGGAGAUAGUGUUGGAAAUCUUAACGCGUUGUGUACGAGUGCACAGGUAAGAGGAUAUGACAUUUAAAAGUUUACCACCUAUUCCGAAAGAGGACAGUUUCAAGAGAAGAAGAGCAUGGUCAGCACGAUCAAAAGACUUAGUGAAAUCGAAAUACACUGUGUAAAGUGCAAAGCCAUUCUCCCUAGAUUGGAGAACAGAGUCAAAGAAAGAGAGCUGACAGGUGUCACAAGACCGAACUUUGAGGAAUCCAUGCUGAGCAACACUCAGGAGGUUAUUAUCUGUUAAGUGACACAUAAUCUUAUCUUUGAUCAAUGUCUCUAAGAUCUUCGAAACUGCGGGGAGGGUGUUUAUUGGCCGAAAGUCAUAAAAUGACGUAGAGUUGCCGUGUUUAGGAAUGGGCAAAAUGUGUGAUUCCUUCCACUAGGUAGGAUAAGUUUCACUUUCAAGAGCAAGAUUAAAUAUCUUGCAUAAGAGGGAUGGGAAAAUCGUAUUUGCAUCGGCUUUUAAAAUGCUUACUGGGACACCAUCAGGUCCUGGACUAUGAGAUUGGCGAAAACGCCGAAUCGCAACAGUCACAUCCCACAGAGUGAAAGUUAUAGUUUCUAGAACUGCCCCGGUCAAUGCCUGGAUGGCCGGAAGCGAAGUGGUCGAGCCUUCAAUAAACGUUUUGGGCAGGAAAUCAUUGAAACUAUCAGCGGUUAACUGGACAUCAACUAUGGGAUUUCCGAGAGCGUCUCGGAGGACGGGAUACUGCGUCUUUCGGUGAGUUCGUAUUUUUCUAGAGAAAAUUUUCGAGACAUUUAACGAAUGGUUUUCAGUGAACUGGACCUCUUCGAAUAGCUGUUUUUCUUCAGACAAUCUCUUAGCCCGCUCAAAAAUAUCAGAAAUCAAGGGCAGGACAGAAACAUCGUUCUGAAGAUGGAAACGACGAUAAAGUCUGCGCAAUCUGCGACGAAAGUAAGGGUAGGAAAGCCUCAUCCCCAACAUUAAUAAUUUUCUUACGGGGGACAAAACGAGAAAUACGCGGAUCUAAAAUUUCGUACAGUUGUGCAGUACAAACAUUUACAUCCGAACUAAGGAAGAAAUCAGUCCAGUCGUAGGAAUUAACGUGUGUUAAUAAUUCGAUUGAGCGAGUUGAUCGGAAAUCGAGGAAAAGUUAGGCUUUGGGGACAAAGUUUUGUCAGCCUCGAGUUCCAACGUCGAAACAACUGUACCCCGUUUCCACAUAACUGUACCGGCCUUAAUAGAAGUCAUCGAAAGCAACGUUUGUUCGCCGCUUUGACUUCUGAAGAUUAUUUUUUUCUAAUGGAAGUCCUGUUGAAGUCCCUUGAGGAUUUAGAUAUUGCUAUGGGGGUCAGUUUCUUAGUCCCAGUAGGCCGUCAGUGUCCAGUAGACAGAAAUAUCGAAAAGAUAGAUCCCUCAGGAUUCGGAAUUUUCAGACCGAAUUCGAAAUGCGCGGAAGACCUAGCUUGUCACCAGUACAGAAGUUUCCCAGCAAAUUAGCAUUUGGUUUGUAUUUAACUGUGUCAACAGUUUCAGAAAGGACCACCGCGCCAAGGAGUCUAUUCCAUGCUCCAACGAACUUCCGCGAGAAAACCUUCCGCCGGACGUCCCCAUGAACCAACUUUCCUGCGGUCUAAAGGGAUGGCCAUACAAACGGUUCGAUCCGGGCAUUUCGAAGAAGUCAUAAAUCUCUGAGGCAUAACCACGGCCCCUGACAAUCCGAUGGGUUUGAAUGUGAUCGUCGCGCAGUUGCGUGUAACUGAGAGGAAACAAAGUAUGGUAAGUCCGGCUUCGUAAGACAGAUGGUCAAUAUUCUUAACUAUAUCCGUAAUGCUCUCUUGCACUCGUUCCAUCCGUAAAUGAUCCCAUUUAGACCGGGCGGCAGACACCAAGUGAACCCGAAAGAGUGUCCUGCAGGCUUUUCCAAACAGUUCCCUGUAAAUCUGCGCUUAUCCUCGUCUCAGCGCAGAUAACACCUGUGUAGCACGUCCAACUGCUCUAGCCAUUGUGACAAUGGUUUCAGCGAAGCAGUCAUAUGAACAGCGAAGUCCUUUUGCUCCUCAGCAUUUGAAAGUGCUGUCAACCAAGGAGGUAUCGGAACGAAUCAAUCGUCCUCUGAUAGAGAUUCUUAGGAGCACACAAUUGCCAACGGCAGACUUUAAGAAUCAGCGAGCAGACCAACUGCUCAGCCACACCAUGCUAAAUUAAGGGGUUAAAAAGUGAUGCCGUGGGCAAAAUUUCUGGAGUUAGGGUCAGAGAUGUUAUCUUCGAGGGCACAAAAAGGGAAUUUUUAUGAUGCACGUGAGCGCUCGAGAAGGACAAAUUUGCAGCCAAUGUCAUUUGUCAGAAAGAGUAAUAACCUCCAUACCCAUAUAGUUCAGGCAGUUUCUCGAAUUUUUAUCAGGAACAAGACUGCUUGCUUAUGCAAGGACUGGAUCGGAAAGUGAGACAGCUCGUUCUGGGCGGCAGCGUAAGCGGGCAUAAUAGCAGUACGUCUACCUAUGUGUCACUGGACUCAUUGCCAGGCAAGUUGCUACUGUUGCCUACGUUUUAUUUCGGUGCCCGGAUAUCUUAACUCCAGUGUUUUAUCAUAAGGCACUAGAUGUUGUCUGCCUGUUUUAACCUAUUUGCUGUUCGUUCAUUCUUCGUUCUUCAUGAUACUUUAAUUUUUUUCACGAGAUUUGUGCGCGUUUUCCGUUAUUGUGAGGCAUUAACUACUGCUGACGGUCGUUAUAUUAAACGACCCAAUUUCAUCUUAAUCCAAGCUUGUACUAACUUAAACGGACAUGAUUACCAUGUAGGUUCUCCCGGGAAGCAAAUAAGAUACGAUGGACCCCGCUAAUCUGCAGUUGAAUUCUGGGCCUGAAAGAGCGGACCUAACUUCCAGUUUUAUAUAUUCCUUCAUUUUUGAUGACCAUAUGUAAACGCAAUCCAGUGUUUCAUCUAAGACACUUGUCAUCCACUUUGCCGUUGAAGAGCAUUAUAGUAUGCAUGGAUAUGGAGUUCCCAAAUAGACACACCAGAAAACGGAAUCUUGGACCCCAAGACGUUCUCUGCAGGCUUUGUUUUGUCACACCUGUUUUCAGUCCUCACCGUCUAAGAUGGGCAGCUACGGGCGCUCUCCUCCCCGAAUUGAAGGGAUGGUUUCUUUGAAGGUUGACAACCUAGCAUACCGAACAACUCUUGAAGAUCUUCGAAGAGUUUUUGGCAGAUACGGCGAAGUCGGUAUGUGUUAAGCAGGAGUUUUAUUCUUAGGCGACAUUUAUAUUCCUCGCAAUCCCUACUCACAGGAGAGUCGGGGAUUUGCCUUUGUAAGAUUCUACACCGACCGCGAUGCAGAUGCUGCUAUUCGAGGCAUGGACGGGAGACGCAUUGACGGGAGGGAGAUACGGGUCCAACGAGCCAUGUACGGACGUCCGAACUCUCGUAAGAAGUACGCGUCUGUGCAGCAUUUAACCUAACAUUCGCCUAACUUGCCCGUUAUUACGAAAAAUUUGAUUUUACAGGCGUUCACCAUCACCUAGACGUAGACGUUCAAGGUCUUAUUCCCCACGCCGCCGUUCCUCCCCACGUGAUCGCUAUGAUGAUAAAUACUCAAACGGAGACAAGCGUCGGAACAGCCGUUCGCGCUCUCGCUCUAGAGAUCGUUGA
Spirometra erinaceieuropaei is the source of this 11923-nucleotide messenger RNA. The record is from the annotation of a GenBank genome assembly. Lineage: Eukaryota; Metazoa; Platyhelminthes; Cestoda; Diphyllobothriidea; Diphyllobothriidae.